Molecule: messenger RNA, 2486 nt
Organism: Chara braunii
Lineage: Eukaryota; Viridiplantae; Streptophyta; Charophyceae; Charales; Characeae
Source: the annotation of a GenBank genome assembly
GUUUGUUUUCAACAUCGCUGAUGAUGCUGAUCAUGAAUUGGUGGGGCGUUGUUCGUUCUUGCUCCUUAAGCGCGAUGGGAAAGAGGAACCAGUCUUUGCAUGCGGAGGAUAUGAAGGGGAGGUGGCUGUGCGAAGUCGAUGAGGAACAACGACAACCGCAACGGCUGCUCGAGGAGGAAUACGAGGAGGAAGAGGAGGAGGUGGUGGAGGAGGAGGAGGAGGAAGAAGAGUUGGGGGAGGUGGAGGGGGUUGUCUUAACUCCCAUGGAGGCAGAACUAGAAGCAGCAUCAGCAGCGUCAUCAUCGUCAGAAGCAGCAGCAGAAGAAGAGGGCCUCAAGCAGAAGCCUUGGUUCCCUCACCAAGCUAGAAGCUCUCUCGUUUAUCGCUGCGGGGGUGACAAGAGGAGGAGAUGGGCAGUCUGCUCAUUCUCAUUCGUUGCUUUCAUCACCAAUGUCAUUGCCACAGAACCUCGCAAAUUAGCAUCAACACGACGUCGAGAGGAAGGGGGAGUGGGAGGAGGAGAGAAUGAACGGGCCUGCCGAUGUCCCAAUAUGGACAACGAAGAUAAAGGAGGGGCCGGUCUCAGCCGGCUUGGGGAAGAGGAAGACAAACUAGAGGAGACAAAUGAGGAAGACGAAGAAGAAGAGGACGAAGGAAAGGAUGAUGAAGAAGAGGUGGAAGAAGAAGAAGAAGAGGAGGAUGCAGGCAAAGAGGGAGGAGAAGGAGAUGGAGGGGGAGAGGGAGAGGAAGGCAGAGGGGAAGGGGAAGGGGAAGGGGAAGGAGGAGGGGGAGAAGAAGGGGCAAAGCAGCGGCAUGCCAUCGUCCUCGUGCGCUUGCCAUUAGAUCCAUUAUCGCCGGCGAUGCGCAGGGGCCACAUAGGGAACUUGGACAAGAGAGACAAGGAUGUGGCGAGGACGGAUGGGAGAACGGGGCGAGGCGGAGGCAAGAGCGGAUCAGACAAGGGGGGCUCAAGAGGCAAGGGUUUUGCUGGGUACAGGGGUAUGUGUAGAGCAGGAAUGCAGGGUUUGGGCGAGGUCGAGAUGGCCGACAGUCUUGGCAUUGUGGUGUUUGGCCAAGAGCUGGGUACGGAGACCACAUGCGUCAGGGAUGCAAAGUCGGCGAGUGCCUUUGGUAUCGAUGUAAAGGAGAUUGUCAUGGAGGGAGUAGUCAGGGACAGGAUUGAGGUCACGAAGCUUAUUGUAGAUGGUGGGGAAGUCUGGGCAAGAGAGAUAGCCUUGGGUGUAGCGAUGAUGAAGAGACGGGAGGAGUUGGAUAUGUGUUAUUGUGGCGUAAAUUUUGUCAGGGGGUUUGUGAUUGGAGCGUCGGGAGAGGGCAUUGGCAACACGGUUGUUUUUGCCGGGCGUAUGGCAGAUGGUGAAGGUGAUGGUGAAGGUGAACUGGGCAAGGGGGUAUUCGCCCGGUGGAGCCUCGGGGUGGGUAGGGGAUUCCUUAAUGGAGGGAGUUUCGGGGGCGUCACGAGGGAAAUGUUGGGACAGGAGGGCUCCAAUGGCGAAGUCGGAGGCGUCGGUGGUGACGUAGAAAUGGCGAGUGGGGUUGGCGAUCUUGAGGACGGGGCGGUGGUGAUGAGUUGUUUGAUGGCAUCGAAGGCAUUUUGGCGGCGGUCGUUCCAAGUGAAGGAAUUUUUGCUCUCUAAGGAUAGAGAGGACUUGGUGGAGAUGUUGAAGGUGGGACUCGAAGGUGGGGCUAUAGACGAGGAUAUCAUCGAGGUAGACGACGACACAAACUUCCAGGAGGUCGAGGAAAAUGUGAUUCAUUGUAGAUUGGAAUGUGGCGGGGGSGUUUGUGAGGCCGAAGGGCAUCACGAGGAAUUCGUAGUGCCCGAAUUGGGAACGAAAGGCGGUCUUGUGGGUCUCCUCCUCGCGGAUGCGGAUCUGGUGGAAGCCACUGCGAAGGUCGAUCUUGGUAAAAUACUUGGCUCCACGGAGUCGAUCGAGAAGCUCGGAGAUCCGAGCUUGUGCCGAAGGGGGAUGAACUCGGCUAAUGAAUCCUUUCUCAAGGAGUUCAUGGAGUUUCCGCUUCAUUUCUUCGGCUUCUGGAACAGAGAGUUGGUAUGGAGGGCAGCAAGGUGGAGAGUGACUGGGUUCCAACUCGAUGGUGUGGGAUACGCCACGAUCCGGAGGUCGGGGGCGGUGAACUCGUCCGAGGAGGUGGUGGAUGUGGUGUCCUCAGAGGCGAUGUUGUGGAAGAAGCGAGGGCGGGGAGGGGCCGAUGAUUGGGCCAUUUUGGGGGAAGAUGGAGUGGAUGCGGUGGCUGAGGCGACGACUGCGGAUGAGGUGGAGGCUGAUGUGGCGGCAGCGGCGGCGACGUCGGCGGCUGCGCCCUGAGAGUUCUUGCUUUGGCGUGGCAUGCGGAGAUUCACGAGUGGCGGGGGGGGGGGGUGGGGAGGGUAUUUACAACAUUAAUUGAUUUAUUCAAAAAUAAAGAAAGGUAUUUGCGAAAACAGUAAAUGAAUAAAAUGGGAAUUA